This is a messenger RNA of Astyanax mexicanus (Mexican tetra), 18397 nucleotides long. RefSeq names its product piccolo presynaptic cytomatrix protein a (gene pcloa). Gene Ontology annotation, cellular component: axon; membrane; glutamatergic synapse. Lineage: Eukaryota; Metazoa; Chordata; Actinopteri; Characiformes; Acestrorhamphidae. The record is from RefSeq and is a predicted model, not a curated record. Gene Ontology annotation, molecular function: metal ion binding; structural constituent of presynaptic active zone; protein binding. The coding region runs from base 247 to 15123 and encodes 4958 amino acids. The transcript is spliced from 28 exons. Gene Ontology annotation, biological process: protein localization to synapse; presynaptic active zone assembly.
GAGGGAGAGGCACGGCUCUUGGUGGUGUCGACGACAGACACCAUCGAGGGGCGAGACGCGCGAGCGGAUAUGGACGAAUUAUAGCUACAUUAUAACGACAUGCCAUCGCCAGCCGCCGAUGCGAUCACCGUGUCCGGAGCUCGUAAAGAGCAGCGCGUGAUCCGGUGAAGAGGCCGCCGCUGCUGCUGCUGGUGGUGGUGCUGGUGGUGGCGGUAGUGGUUGGGGUGCUGGGGUGGGGGGUCGAUCAUGGGGAACGAGGCGAGCGCGGAAGGGGCCGAAGGGGGGCUGGCUGGACUACCAGCGGGGCUCGCGCCUGACGGCAAGGGGGGCUUCGUGGAGGCGGAUUUGAGCCAUCUGAGCGAGGAGGAGAGGAAGCAGCUCGUGGCCGCGAUGGCCAAGGCGCAGUCCAGGUCAACAGAACCGCAGCAAUCUGGACCACGAGGCCCAGCAGGUCUCAGUAAGAGUCGGACUGUAGAUGCCUUUGGAGAAGGACCACCACCCAAGCCAAAGCCUGGCCGCAGCCCUUCGUCCCUCAGCCUCCUCGAGUCCCGGUUCCGGCAGGAGCCCAAAGACCCCGAGCAGCCCCGCACCGGCAUGUUCUCCUCCUCCUUCUUGAGUGGGGCCAACCCCCUGAGUGCUGUCUCUUCAGCAGUGUCCUCCGCCAACAUCCCCAAGUUUGGCUUGUUUGGGGAUGAUGAGGAGGAAGAGGCAGCCAAGCAGGGAGCUAAACCUCCUGGCCCCCAGGCUGGUCCAGGAAAGGGUCCCCCUCAGCAGGGCCCACCUAAAGGGCAAGGAGCACCCCAGCAAAAGCAGGGAGCUCCACCACAGGGGCCUGGAGGAAAGCCUGCUGGUCCUGGACCAGGGCCUCAACAGCAAGGACCUAAGCCAGGUGGCCCUGGGCCUCAACAGCAAGGACCUAAGCCAGGUGGCCCUGGGCCUCAACAGCAAGGACCCAAACCUGGUGGACCUGGGCCUCAACAGCAAGGACCCAAACCUGGUGGCCCUGGGCCUCAACAGCAAGGACCCAAACCUGGUGGCCCUGGGCCUCAACAGCAAGGACCCAAACCUGGUGGCCCUGGACCUCAACAGCAAGGGCCUGGUAAGCCAGGUCCAGGAGGCCCAGGCAAACCUGGUCCUCAGCAGCAGGGUCCACCUGCAGGCCCAGGUAAAGCUGGGCCACCUCCAGGGAAGGCUGGUGGAGCGCUGUGUCCCCUCUGCAAAACCACAGAGCUGAACUUGCAGGCCAAAGACCAGCCGCCAAACUAUAGCACCUGCACACAGUGCAAACAGCAGGUGUGCAGUCUGUGUGGCUUCAGCCCUCCUGACUCAGCGGGUAAGGAGUGGCUAUGCCUGAACUGCCAGAUGCAACGGGCAAUGGGGAGCAUGGAACCACCUGGCCCCCCAAUGAUGAAGCAGCCUCCCAAGCAGGGUUCAGCUCCCCCAUCCCCACAGAGGAAGGAACCGCCACCUGGAUCGCCUACCAAGGAUGAGCCAGGAAAAAAGCCUCCAAUGCUGAGCAAACAGCAGAGCAUUGGGGACAUAGGGAAAGGAGCCACUCCUCCAACGACUCCCAAGCAGAAAUCUCCUGGUCCAGGACCACAGCAACAACAGCAGGGGCCUCCUAAAGGUCCUCAAGGAGCUCAACCUGCAGCAGGGUUGAAACGUGGACAGCAGCCACCUCCACUCCAAAAACCAGUACAAAGCAGCCCAAAGGGAAGUCCCCAACCAUCUCCUGCAAAAACCACACCAAAACAGGACGGGGGUGGAUUUUUUGGAGGGUUUGGUCUUGGAGGGUUAACAGAUGCUAAAGCACCUGCAUCGGAGUCAGUCACAGGGAAAUUAUUUGGUGGUUUUGGCAGCUCAUCCAAAGCGCAAGGUGGUACUCCAGCACAGCCUAGUGAAUCGGUUACAGGGAAGCUCUUCAGCGGGUUUGGCGGACUGACUGAGACGGCCAAGUCGCCAGCAGCCGCUUCUCAGGCAUCUGAAGGUGUAGGAAAGAUGUUUGGUGGCUUUGGAUCCUCUAUACUCAGCUCGGCCUCCAAUCUAAUCAGUGGGGAGGAGCCGAAGGAGUCACCCCCAGGAUCGCCACCCGACUCCCCCAUCGAUUCUGGUGCAGAGUCUCCUCCAGGAUCUCCUCCAGACUCGGGCUCGGAGUCUCCACCUGAUACCCCACCUGCCUAUUCCACAGAGUCAGCCUCUACCAAACCCCCUCCAGCUAAAGGAAAAGCCUCAGUAGAUAAACCCACAGCAGAGCCUGUAAAAGCAGAGAAAACUCCUGCUCCAGCUCCAGGUUCAGAAGCCCAUUCCUCUUGUCCACUCUGUAAAGUUGCACUGAACGUUGGAUCAGGAGAUGCGCCCAAUUACAGCACCUGUACGGAGUGCCAGAAAAGAGUGUGCAACCUGUGUGGCUUCAACCCCAUGCCACAUCUAUCAGAGAAAGAAUGGUUAUGCCUGAACUGCCAGACCCAAAGGGCUCUCUCCGGACAGCUUGGGGACAUGCCACCUCCACCUUCUCCUUCCAAGCUUCCUGCUAAAGCUCAGCCUACCCCUCCCUCCUCCCCAGCCCGGGCGGUCUCCUCCACCCCUCCAUCCCCUGCUCCCACUGCCACUCCUGCCCUUGCCAAAGGGCUCACAAGGACCCCUAGUUUGACUCAGGCUCCAGCUGACAAGCCCGAGCUUGACUCAGCUACAGUCGAUGCGAAACCUCCAGUAUUGUCAGCUGCAGCGAAACGCGAUGAGGCGCAGGCAGUACUGGAGAGUGCACAGGUAUUACCCGAGGCAAGUGAAGAGGGUACACUUCACAUUGCACCUGAAAGCACAGAGGGCAUAUCUGCUCCACCUGAGCAAACAGACACAGCCACAUCUCCAUCCGAUUGCAGUGUCCCAGAGGGUACAGCAGAUGUUAAAGAGGGGGAUGUUGAUCAGGCUGGAAUGUUAGAGCAAACUGAGCCUCUUGCUGAGGACCAGAAGGUAGAACAAAAUGAGCAAGAGCAGUCUAGUCCAGCUUCAGAAGCUGAGGUAGCCUCUGAUUGUGCUGACAUUGCUAAAAUUGAAUCACAAAACACAGAAAGUACCAAAAACACAGAUGUGGCAUCUGCUGUUGAGACUCAGGUUACUCCAGAUAGUCUAUUCCAAGUACCAGAAGCACAUGAAGACAUGAAGCCAGCCUCAGAUCCAAAAACAGACCAGCUAAUAUCUGAUCAAGGGUCUGAGGAGGUUUCACCACCUGAACCAGUUCCACCAGAGGAAUUGUCUGCUGCUGAGCCAGCAUCAGUAGAUAUUACUCAGACUAGUGUAGAAAAUAAAUCAGAUGAUAGAAAUAUCCCUGCAGCAGAUGAGGUAGGAGACAAAGGUUCCGUUGCUGAAGAUGGUGCUGUUAUUAAUAACAUCACUCUGGAAAUGUCUACUGAACCAGAAAUUACUGCACAUCCUGAAAAUGUAGUUGGUAUUAUUGAAGAUGAGGUUAAAAAUGAGGCUAUGCCUCAAGAAGCAAGUGAGUUAAAGGCCGAAACAGAAAACCCAUCAGCUCAAGAGCAGCUUGAAAAGCUAGAAAGCGAGAAAAUCGCACCUGUAGAAGAUAUAGGUGAUACUGAAAAAGAGAUAAUACAGCAAAAUCAAAAUCAGUCAGUAGAAGAUCGUGAGCAUAGUGAGAACAAUGAACAGCAUGUUAACAAAAAAGAAAGCGAGGAUAAGUCAGAACAUGAAAAUGAACAAGAAAAUGAUCAAAGAAAUAGUGAAAACACAGAAAAUCACAAUCAAUCUAGCCCAGCUACUCUAAUAGAAAAAGAAGAGAUAAUUGAAACAAAGACAGAUAAAUCUCCUACAGGUAUUGAAACAGAAAACAAAGAGGAGACUACAGAAAAACCUGAAUUAAACUCCCCAAAUCAAACCAGCAUGUCUGCUCCUGAACUACCCAUUCAAGAACUAGAAGUUACGCUCGACAUUAAAGAUAUAAAAGAGACAACAGCAUCCAAAACAGACUUAGAAUCUCAGGCCCCUCAAGAGACUGCUGCUCCUAAAAUAGAGGAAGCACUGCCAGAGAGUGUUCAGCCGGUGGAGGAAGUCUUAAAAGAGACUGUCCCCAAAACUGAGGAUUUAGGUGCCGAGCAAAUCCAUGAGAAUGUAGCGAAAACUGACAAAAUGGACAAGGAUACUGAAGUAGAACAAAAUCAAAAGAUUUUAGAAAAUUCUCAGGACUUUGUGUCUACAAACCUUACAGACGAUAAUAACGAAGGUAACCCUGAAACACAGACUGAGCUUUCAAGUUCCCCUUCUCAGGUAAAAUCAGAGCAGUUGUCAUCAUCCUCUUCUGUUAGUGAAGCUAAAUAUAUGAGCAAAGUCUCAGAGGAACAAGCAGUGGAAUCAGACACUGAUGCUAUGAAGACUCAAAACAAGAGUGUAGUUGAGCAGGAUGACUCACCAUCUGCAGUAAGUGCUCAGAAAGUUCUAGAGAAGGAUGAAAACAGCGAAGUAAAACAAACUCCAGACACAAUCUCAAAUAAAGCUUCAGAACUGUUGACCACACCAGCUGUUCAACCAGAUAUUAAAGAAGAAUCUCCACUCACUCUGUCUGAUGGAAAAGAGAAUAUACUAGUAGAAGGAGAGGUCCAGUCAAAAGAAGAGCCUGUAGUUCAAACUGAAUUAACGAGUUCCUCUGCAGCAUUGACACAUAAUGAAAAUGAAAAGGAGGUAAUUCUCGAGGCAGAAACUACUACUAUCAGCAACACUGAUACCCAAUCUAAUGUUGAAAGUGUGUCCCUUACCUUAGAUCCUUCAGUAGAACCAGCUCCUCCACUCCUUGUAGCUAGCGAACUAGAUAGAAACAAUUCUUCUUCGGAAGGUCAAUCUCAAGAUACUUCAGAGAAUAAAGAAGAAGAUCCGAAGCCACUGAUAAAGUCUAAAGAGUUGGAAGAGAAGAAAGACGUUGCCGUGCCUGACAAAGACAAAGCACUAUUAAAGGAACCAAGUGACAAAGAUGACAAAGGAGUCAGUCAAGAAUGCAGUCCCACCAGCCCUUCAGAUUUGGCCAGAUUGGAAAGCACGGUACUUCCAAUACUAGAGGCUCAAACGACACCUUCUAAAGAUGAAGAAUCACAAAGUGGGACCUUAAAGACCAGGCGCAGACUUGAGGUGCUGCCAAUGUCACCUGAUCUCAGUAUAGAGGAAGAAUACACACAUGAAGAAGCUCAAGAUAAAACAGAUAAUGCUGCAGUCCCCCAAAAAGAAAAGAAAAAGCUCCUUGUCCCAGCAGAUAUUCAAGCAGAACUUGAGGACAGUAGCGAAUGCGACUCUUCACCACUUACUGAGGAAAAAAAGAAACUUGGUGGAGAAAGCCAAGGUUCCGCAGAUGAAGAAGACUUCAUUCGAAAGCAGAUCAUGGAAAUGAGUGCUGACGAGGAUGCAUCACCAUCUGAUGAGGAAAACCUUAUUAGGAAAAAAAUCAGGGAUCAUGAAAAGAAGCAACUGGAGAAAGACGAAAAGAAGGACAGCAAGGAGAAGAGUGAAUCAGGUAAGGCAAGACGUCUUCUCAAAAAGAGCAGUAUCAGUCCUGAGGAUGAGCCAGACCGCAAAAGUAUCAUUUCUGUUGCUAAAAUUGAGGAACUACAAAAAGGAGAGCAGCCUUUUGAAGAUAAUGGGGCUGGCAUCCGUCAUUUCAAAACUAUCGAACUCAAUAGUGUAGCAACUGCUCGCCAGGCUUCAGAUGAUAACGAACCAGAGAGCCUUACAGAUUCUCCUGAUGAUAGGUCCAGAGGUGAAGGUUCUUCAAGCUUGCAUGCUUCCAGCUUUACUCCUGGAACAUCUCCAACUUCCCUGUCUUCACUUGAUGAAGACAGUGAUAGCAGCAGCCCAAGCCAUGUUCGAUCCAGUGGUGAGGGCAAACAGCACAGAAAAGCCAAACACCGGCAGCCUGGCCAAAUGCUUCCCACUAUUGAAGAUUCAUCUGAAGAAGAAGAGUUGCGUGAGGAAGAAGAGCUUCUAAAAGAACAAGAAAAGCAGAAGGGCUCUGGGAAAAAAUCAAAGAAAGACAAAGAGGAAAUACGUGCACAGAGGAGGAGGGAGCGACCAAAAACUCCACCAAGCAACCUCUCGCCAAUCGAAGACGCGUCUCCAACAGAGGAACUGCGGCAAGAAGCGGAGAUGGAGGAAAUCCGAAGAUCCUCUUGCUCAGAUUUCUCCCCAAGCAUGGACUCAGAACCAGAAGGUUUUGAAAUUCUCCCAGAAAAAAUUGCUGCUGUCCAAAAAGUCUAUCAGCUACCAACUUCAGUCUCUUUGUAUUCUCCAACAGAUGAUCAACAUGCUGAAAAUCUGUCCAAAGAAAACAAGGACAAACGAGCAUUGAAAACUGCAGAUGAAGCCUAUGAAGAAAUAAUGCUUAGAGCAAAGUCCCCAACUACAGAAAAAGUAGAUUUCCCACCUGGGAAAGAGUCUCUUUAUGGUGGUAUGCUUAUCGAAGAUUACGCGUAUGAGUCCCUGGUUGAAGAGACAAAAGUGGAGCAGGAACGAGAUAAAAUUUCUGUUCCAGAAAAAUCGGGCUUCCAGAAAAAGCUGAGAUCUCCUGAUGAAGUGUAUGAGGACAUGAUGCAGGUAAAGAAAGAGAUACUGCAAAAAGAGCAGCCCCUAAAAGAAGAUCAUACCAUGAAAGAAGUUCCCAAGCCAGCUCGUCCCCCAUGUGAACCGAAAAGAGAUAUCAUCUCCACAAGCAUCUCUGGCCAGUCAGGCAAAGAUGGGAAACCUUUAUUAGAUGCAGAGGAUGCUUAUGAAGAACUUAUGAAAAAAGUUUUAACACCAGGCACCAGUCCAACCCAGUCUGGUCCUGAUUUGAAUGAUACGUCACAGCACAUGGAAGUAAUCUCUUCUGAAAAAACAGAGGCUGUUCCUCCCAGAAGAAUACUUCCAAUUCCUGAUCUGAGGGUGACACAGUGCUCCUCUGGUGAAGAGGAAUCUGGAGAAGAGGGCCCUGUAGAGCCAAAACAUGAUAUCGAAAAAGUUCCAGUUUCUGCUCCAACUACAGUACCUGCUACUGUGGAUGAGCCAAUGUCGUUUGAGAUUGAGGUGCCUCAGAAGCCACCAGCUGCUCCUCUAGCUUCAGAGCCUGUAACAGAUUCGGCUUCAUCACAAGAAGUAGCACCAUCACAAUCACUGCCACAGCAGGCUGCCAUGGCUAAAGCAGAUGAGAUCUUCCAGUCUGAUGUUGUUGACUUGUCAAAGUCUUCAGCCUCCACUCAAAUAGAUCCCAUUAAUAAUGUAGUUUCUAGACCUUCUAUCUCAGUUACAGCACCUUUACCUACUGUACCACAGUAUACCCCAACAGUCCCUAGUGUAAUAUCAACUGCUCCACCCGUCCCUCCCAAACCAGUAGUUCUACGUAGAACUUUAUCUCAGGAAAAAUCUGACAUUCCUGUUCCCCCUCCCUUACCGCCCCCUACUCUACCCAAGCCUGCUGUUUAUCCCAAAAAGAUUCCACCUCAGGUUCCCCAAAGAACAGUUCCUGUUGGUAUGCCAACUGCAGCGCCCAGACAGCAACCUAUGACUCCCACAUAUAAGCCCCAUGUUCCACCUCCCGUGCCUCCAAAGCCAUCUUCUAUCCCUGCAGGCCUGACAUUCAGUCACAGGCCAGGAGAGACUGUGAAGCCACCCAUAGCUCCAAAGCCCAUGUCAAAUGCCCAGCCAAUUUCUUGCGUUUAUGCUCCAUCUAGACCAAGUGCACUCCCCACAAGCACUGUAGAAAGUGCUCUGAAUCUGAGUCCUUCGGCUGAAAGUAGGACAGGGGCCACUUCACCAGUCAAAUCCCCAUCAUCCCCUAGGUUUGGCAAGACCUUGCAUGACACUUAUGUAGUUAUCACUCUGCCCUCUCAACCUGGUUCACCCGUAGAAGGUGUGACAACCCAAGCUCCAACAAGUUACGAGCCCACAUCACCUAUCAAACAAGCCUAUUCACAGCCACAACCUCAGGCACAGGUGCAACCACCACCACCACCACCACAACCACAGCCACAGCCAACACAGCAAACACAAACAACGAGAGUUCCAUUAGCAUUCACACGAAUUACCGAAUCCAUAGAAAAACAAGAAAUAUGUGGUCCAGAGAAAGUAUAUUCCAGCAUGAGUCAUGUUUAUGAAGCUAUAUCAGCUUCCCAGCCUUCAGCAGUCAUUCCAAGUGUUGGUGUUCAGCUUGUUACUACUGAAGUUCAAAGGACAACAGUGUCUGUUGUGCAUGAAAGAACACCACCUCCACCCGCUACUCCUAGAGCCACUGGGAUACAAGUAACUGCUGAAAAUUUGAAACCUCAGGUAGUACAGUCACAGAAUGGACAUGCCUAUCAUCCUGGAGAGGUUGUCGAUCUGCGCACCCCAAAGCUUGAUGCAGAAACAGGAAUAAAAGGUAUAGAUCUGUCAUCGUCAGAGUCAAGGCGGCAGUCCAUUCUUAUAGAUGGCAAUGGACGGCAGCAGAGUGCGGUUCAGUCAUCAGUAAUAAACCUGAGCACUGACACGUCUUCAGUGUCUGUUGUAACUGACAGCAUCACCAUCCUCACUUGUACAGCCACUGUCGCCUGCAGCAGUGGGGAUCUUUCUCAGGCCACCUCCAUGCCUCUCCAGCUCACAACAGCUAAAUCGUUUGAACCCGUUUCACAAAUUGUUUAUCGUCCUGUUGAUUCUCAACCAGAAAAACCAAUCAAUCUCUCCACAACUGUAGGUAAAACUCAUUGUAUUCCUGUGACAAUAGCUCCAACACUUGCAAAUAAUGGCAUUAGUACAAGUGUUCCCCCUCGACUGGAAACCUGUAUAUCAGGUGCAGUUGACCUCACGACCAUGAAGCCUGUUCAAACCAUGGUUUCUGUAGAUGGCUCCUCUUCAGACGUGGUCACAGCAGUAAUUACAGAGGAUGACGGCAAACCAGUUGACCUAACAGCAGGAAGGCGGACAGUCUGCUGUGAUGUUGUCUACAAGCUUCCAUUCACAGGUAGUUGUGCAAAUCAACCACCCCCAACUCCCCUGCCUGAAGAUCGCUUUGGCUACAGGGAUGACCACUACCAAUAUGAUCGAUCCCCAUAUGGUAUGAGAGGACUUGGUGGAAUCAAACCCUCAAUGUCAGACACAAAUUUGGCCGAGGCCGGUCUCUUUUUGUACAAGAGUAAGAAUAGUUAUAAUUACAAUGGGACAGUGGAAGGUGCUGUUGACCUAACAUCUGGAAAGAUGUCUGUGGCAGGUGAAGCUGUGGACUACUCAAGCAAAUCCACAGGAGCAUUUACUGGAAUUACAAUCCCACAGUACUCCCAGGCAAGAAUAACAUCUUCUGUUGGAAUUCCCUUUGGAGUUCCCAGUGUCCUGAGGUCUUCGAAUGGUGUUGUUUACUCUUCUGUAGCAGCUCCCGUUCCUUCGACAUAUGCCAUAACUACUCAACCUGGAUCAAUAUUCAGUACAACAUACAACACUCUGUCAGGCAUGCAUACGAGCGACACAAUGCCAUCACUAUCAAAUCUGCAGAGCCAGCCUCUCACUAGAUCACACAGCUUCCUCUCCACCAUUACUGUGACUACAGCUCAGGAGCAGGACGACAUGCCCCUGAAUCUGGAGACAGGUGUCUCCAAGGACAUUUUUUCCACUGGCCUCUCAGAGGUAGCUCCUACUAUAACCACAGCAGCACCACUGGACUACACAGAUGCCUCACUGGAGGCAAUUGCAGCUUCAUUAGAGGCCUUGUCAUCCCCCAUGGUUCCAGGUGAUGAGCAGUAUCAGAUGGAGCGUGAAAUUCUAGAGCUAGAGAAGAUCAAACAACAGCGUCUUGCAGAGGAACUAGAAUGGGAGAGGCAAGAGAUUCAGCGUUUCCGGGAGCAGGAGCAACUCCUGGUGCAGAAAGAACUAGAGGAGCUACAGGCCAUGAAGCAGCAGAUUCUUUGCCAGCAGGAAGAAGAGAGGCAAGCUCACCUCAUGAUGCAAAAAGAGACAUAUGCUCAACAACAGGAGCAGUUGGAGCAGAUUCAGAGGCUCCAAGAGCAGCUUAGACGGCAGCUGGAGGAGCAGAAAUACAGGCAGAUGUAUCCAGGUGAGAUCCAUGAGCAGCCGCACGCUCUCGUCGUGGGGACUGACAAAAAGAUGGACAGCGGCUGUCAGACCGAUGAAGAGGACAACGCAGAGAAGGCUUACACUGCAGGAAGGAAAAAGAAGAGUGCCAAGAAGAGUGUAGACAGCAGUGUUCAGACAGAUGAUGAGGAUCAGGACGAGUGGGAGGUUCCUGCUCGAGGGAGACGUAGCAGGCCACGAGGUGGUAAAUUCAGCACAGGUGAGAGAGGUGGAGUUUCAGUGCAGGCCCUCACAGAAAUCUCAGUGCAGACAGAUUCCGGCGGAACGCUUAGAGGUCACACAGUGCAGACAGACACCAGGGUUGAUUAUCCUGAUUCUGACACCUCCUCCCCUAAGAGACGUCCUACCCCAUUAGAGAUUAGCCAGUCUCCGCAUCUUAAAGCGGAAACCUCCACUCUUCAGGUUUCCUCAGCCCCUCCCAAAUCUCCAAAAGUCCUCUAUUCCCCAAUAUCUCCUUGUAUGUCUCCUAGCAAAUCCCUUGAGUUUGUGUCCUAUGAGAAAUCUCUAGGAGACACCAGCCCACAGAAAAUGCUUGCUGCAGACCCAUCCAAAGUUCCUCCUGGUAGUCCCAGGGCACCCAAAGUCAUGCAGAGAUCAAUGUCUGAUCCCAAACCCAUGAGCCCAACUGCAGAGGAAAGAGCUGCAGCCAAUUUCCAGUAUUCUGAGAGUUACACCGGUAAAGGAUCUCCAGGUGGCACCCCCUCUGGCACUCAGAAAAAAGUAAAGAGAACCCUUCCUAACCCACCUUCAGAAGAGGAGGCUGCCAAUGCAGGCCAAGCUGCCUACAGCACUGCCUCCGCCCGACGUCGCCUCUGCCGAAGCUCCAACAUGGCAAGGGCAAAAAUCCUGCAGGAUAUUGAUCGUGAACUGGACUUGGUAGAACGCGAGUCCUCUAAACUUCGCAAGAAGCAGGCUGAACUAGAUGAGGAAGAGAAAGAGAUAGAUGCCAAAUUGCGAUACCUAGAGAUGGGCAUCAACAGGAGGAAAGAUGCCUUACUCAAAGAAAGAGAGAAGAGGGAAAGGGCAUAUCUGCAGAGCGUUGCAGAAGACCGUGACUACAUGUCCGACAGUGAAGUGAGCAACAUUCGUGAGACAAGAAGGGGUGGAGGUGUGGAGGAGGUAGGUGGACAUGGACUUGAGAGACCCCGCACUGCACCACAGUCUGAACUGGAUGACUUUGUUCCUCCACAGACCAAGCAUGAGUAUGGCAAGUAUUCCCAGUACUCCCAGUACCCACAGUAUCAGCAAUCCCUGUACCAGUCUCAACAGCCCUACCAGUCCCAGUCCAUCUACUCGUCUGUGCCCUCUCUAACCGCGUCUCAGCAGCAGAGCUACCACCAGAUGCUGCUUCUGCAGCAAAAGGCCAGACAACAGGCUGCACUUCUGUCUGAGCUUGAUGCCACCAAAGUGUCCACCAACUAUGAUACCUCAUCCUAUCUCAGUGGCAAAUAUGGCAAUCAUCUUGAUCUGCGUGCCCUAGAAGAACGUAGCGGCAGCAUGGCUGGAAGUCCAAUGUCAAACGUCUCAGCAGACUCUUUCUACGGUGACCUGGAGCAACAUCACCAAACACCCAGAAGUUAUUUGCUCUUAGAAGAUGCUGCAGAACUUUCUAAGAGCACAUCUGGCCUGUCGUCCACAAGUUAUGGAAUUGCUGAGAGGGAGCUGGCCAAAGCAGAACGUCUUCUCAGACGCACAGCAGCAGAUGUGGGCACAGAUUACCUUGGCAGCUCCUCGAGGCUUCAUACUUAUGGAAAAACCCAAGAAGAUGAGGACGCGAUGGAAGAACCGUACGAGCUGAAGCUUCUAAAGCAGCAGCUGAAGCAGGAGUUCAGGAGGAGUACAGGAGGCACUGAGAGUUUAGAGCAGCUGGCUGGCCUUUCACAUCAUUAUACCCCUAGCACUAGUGUAACUGGAGCAGGCUAUAGAGCCUUCCCAAAGACAGAGAAAUACAGCAUAAGCAGAUUAACCCUGGAAAAGCAGGCGGCCAAGCAGCUUCCGACAUCUGCACUCUACCAGAAACACAAAACUGCCGGCAACAUCGGGAAAUACUCCUCCAUCCAGGACAGUAGGAGCUUAGAAACAGACUACAGCAGUUACCUGGGGUCUAGCGGUCCUUCACCAAGGUCAAGCAGAUUACUGCAAGAUGAGAUCACCUUUGGCCUUCGAAAGAACAUUGCAGAGCAGCAAAAAUACCUAGGAUCAACACUAGGGGCCAAUCUAGCUGGUUCGCUCAAUUUAGGUCAGAGUCUGAACCUGAGUCCAAGUGUGAGGUCAUCCUUGGGAGAAGACUCCUCGUAUCCUAGCGGGAGCCGAUCCCGGCCUUCCUCCAGACCUUCUUCAGUGUAUGGCCUGGACUUGUCCUUAAAAAGGGAUACCUCCAGUUCUUCCUUGAGGCUAAAAGCAGAGGUCGACCCUUCUUCAGAAACGUCAUCCUAUCAGACACCAUCAGGUAGAACAAAGCCAACCAGUCUGCCUAUUGGCCAGAGUGGACGUGGGCGAAUCCCAAUUGUGGCACAAAACUCUGAGGAGGAGAGCCCGCUGAGUCCAGUGGGUCAGCCGAUGGGUAUGGCACGGGCGUCUGCAGGUCCGCUCCCGCCUAUAUCCGCAGACUCCCGCGACCAGUUUGGGUCUUGCAUCUCCCUCCAGGACCCCCAGCAACAGCAUCUCAGGGAGGACGCUGCCAGAGGGCGUGGCUACGUGCUCAUGGACGACCUGCAGGGCACAAUGUCUGAUAGUGAAGCACUAAGCGAAUCCCUGGUGGGUUUGAACAGAGACGAUCCAGGAAACACACAUGAGAAUGUCACGGACGCCUACCACCUGCGCCACGAAGAGACUGACUGGUUUGACAAGCCACGAGAGGAUGGACAGGGUCUAGAUAGGAGACAGAUGCAGAUGAAGUCUCAGCAUUACCCAUUUCCUCACGCAAGAGUGAAACUGCAGAGGGAUCCUAAAGACCGCAGUGUAUCAGGAAAUGGACUGGGCAUUCGCGUGGUGGGAGGAAAGGAGGUUCCGGGCAGCAAUGGAGAAAUUGGAGCAUACGUGGCUAAAGUGUUACCCGGGGGAGCGGCGGAACAGACCGGAAAGAUCGUCGAAGGAAUGCAGGUCCUGGAAUGGAAUGGCAUCCCCCUGUCUAGUAAGACCUACGAAGAGGUUCAGGGAUUGGUCGGUCAGCAGUGUGGAGAGGCGGAGCUAUGCGUCAGAUUGGAUUUAAACAUGCUGUCAGACUCAGAGGGAUCCCACUUGGACCUCCAUGAACAAACCAAAGCAGAACGACCCCCGCGUUCGCCAGGUGUGGACCCGAAGCAGCUGGCUGCAGAGCUGCAGAAGGUUUCUCAGCAGCAGGCUCCCACUUCCUCUGCCUCCUCUCUCACAGCGCUGGACAAAGCCUCGGCCUCGGGCGCCUCCAGUGCAGUGCCCAGUCCCGGGCAGCCUGGCUCACCUUCAGUCAGCAAGAAACGCCACAGCAAGACUUCAGAAGCUGCGAAGACUCAGUCCCACCCAAUCACUGGAGAGAUCCAGCUCCAAAUCAAUUAUGACAAACAGCUGGGGAACCUUAUUGUUCAUGUUCUCCAAGCACGGAACCUCUCACCCCGGGACAAUAACGGUUACUCUGAUCCCUUCGUUAAAGUCUACUUGCUGCCUGGAAGAAGUCAGGUCAUGGUUGUGCAGAAUGCCAGUGCUGAGAACAAGAGAAGGUCUAAACAUGCCCAGAAGAGUCUGAACCCAGAGUGGAAUCAAACAGUCAUCUACAAGAAUAUCCACCUGGAACAGCUGAGGAAGAAGACUCUGGAGGUCAGUGUAUGGGACUAUGACAAGUGCUCCUCUAAUGACUUCCUGGGAGAGGUGCUGAUUGACCUGUCGAACACGGCGCAGCUGGAUAAUGUGCCGCGCUGGCUGCCGCUGAAAGAGCAGAGCGAGGGAGAGCACCACCGCCGCUCGCACUCCAGCCAGGGCCGCCAGCACUCGCCCAAACCCCCCGCAGGACACUCGCCCAAAACCUCCGGCCACGGCACCCAGGACUCGCCCAAAUCCUCCGUCAUCAAGAGCCGCAGCCACGGCAUCUUCCCCGACCCUGCGAAGGACACGCAGGUUCCCACUAUUGAGAAAUCUCACAGUAGCCCCAGCACAUCGAAGCCGUCUCCCUCCGAGGGUCAAGCUCGUUCACACGGGACCCCCCGCGGUCACAGCAAAAGUGGCGCGGCCCGGGCACACCCUGACGACACCACUGCAACGGCCGAAGCUUCUGGCCAGCACCGCCUCCAACCAACCCAAAAUGGCCGCCUCUCCCUGAGGCACCACAGACACAGCGUAGUGGGCGUGCUCACCAUACAGAAAGCGGCGGCCAAUGAGAUCACUGAUGGCCGUCACCUGACCCUCCGCAAAGCCAUGUCGGAAGAGAGGCCGCAGCUGGACGGAGCAUCCCGCAGCCAUAGAUCUGCUGAUGCCCCUGUUACUGCAGCCUCACUGGACAGCGGCCUGAGCGGAAGCGCCUUCAGCCUGUUGGAAGAAGAGGGCGAGACCAACGUAGUGGACAGCGCCAUCUUCCAGGUUCCCAGAUUCGGAAAGAUCCCAAAUGGCACAGAUGUUGUAAAGUCAUUACAUGGAGACACAGAGGGUAAAACCCAGGUGAUGGGGGAGAUAAAAAUUGCUCUGAAAAAGGAGAUGAAAACUGAAGGAGAGCAACUAGUGCUGGAGAUACUUCAGUGCAGAAACAUCACCUAUAAAUUCAAGUCUCCGGACCACCUGCCAGAUCUGUACGUGAAGCUUUACGUCGUGAACAUCGCCACUCAGAAGCGGAUCAUCAAGAAGAAAACCAGGGUGUGUCGUCACGACCGUGAACCGUCCUUCAACGAAACUUUCCGCUUCUGCAUGAACCCCACUGGACAUUCCAUUCAGCUCUUCUUGGUUUCAAACGGAGGCAAGUUUGUAAAGAAGACUCUGAUCGGCGAGGCCUACGUGUGGCUGGACAAGUUGGACUUGCGUAAGCGGGUGGUCGGCUGGCACAAACUGCUGGCUACCACAGCCCAGAUCCACUCCUAGAGGAAGCAGCCGGGCACUGUAGUUCCACAAUUCCCAACAGACUCUGACUCCGGUUCUUGUAGGACUGGGAGGCCAAGCUGGAGUGAAGAAGGCGAAGCAAAGGGAGUCUAAAUCAUGUGUUUGUCUCGCUGAGAAUUUGUAGUGAUGUACGCUGGGGGUAGGGGGGGGGGAAAAGGUGGUCGUAAAUAGAAGUGGCACAAACAAGGAGAAAGGGUCAUGUGACUCUGGGCAUUUGCCAGAUAUCUGUACACACGCGUCUGUACGCACAUGUACACUCACACACCAUUACACUCACCUACAAGACACACUCACCCAUGUGUGUACUACACAUAUUUGUACCUACAUAUGUUAUCCCACUGGGCCACCAAGGACUAGAGAUCAGGAGGGAAAACUGUAUAUUCCGUUGCCGUUUAUCGUUACAUUGCAUAUUUUUAACUUCUGACUGCCAAGUCCAGAUCCUGGAACUCCUCAUAAAUAUAUAUAUAAUACAUAUAGAUAUAUAUAAUAAACUAACUUAUGUGUCAGUACACUGUAUCAUGCUUAGAAGAAGGGUAUAUUUAUGAUUGUUUGCAGAAAGUAAAUGAAGACAUAUCUCAUAUAUUAUAUUAUUUUUGUAUGAUAGAUUUAGAUGCAUUAUUAGAGACAUUUAUCACUUCACAUUUCUCCUUGCUUUCUCUCUCUCUCUCUCAGAUGUUUUAAUGUGUUGGAAAAAGAGAUGAUAUCAUAUCUGUGGAUUUAAAGUAUAUUUUGAGAUAUUUUAUAGCUAUAGAGUAAAUGAAAUGAGAUGAAAUAUGAUUUAUUGGAUGUUGUGGGUGGAAAUGCUUUUGGCUGGUUUAUGUACUCAUAUUUCCUUGUGCAGGAAUUUCACUGACCUCCUUCAAUGUGACAUUCAGUCUGAAUUUGCUUGAGAUUGAUCCCAUUUUAGAAACUAAUUAUUCUUCAGAGAUGGCACUGGCUUAUUGACCGAAUCUGAAUUACUCAUCAGAGAAAUUUCCUAAGUCCUUCUUAAUGAGAAGGAAUCAAAUUUGUUCUGAUUGGUUAAUUACUUUAUUUUUGAAUAGACCGAUGUGGCAGUGGGGUGUUGCAAAUGUUUGGGUUAAACUAAUUCUAAUUCCAGCGUUGUUCAUGUAGAUGGUUUUGCACUUUGUCUCCAGCAUGUUUUGAAUGUACUGGUUGGUAGAAUCUAGUCAAUUACUUUUAAUUAUAUAUAUUUUUUAUUUUUAUUAUCAUUUUGUUUCUUUACACAAGCACUCUGUCCCAUAUCAUGCCUUUUUGUAAGCUCACUUACCUAAAUAAUCUCUUUAAUACGAUUCCCUGGGUAAAUAUGUCUAUUUGACCCCAAAUUCUCAUUGGUUGUUGGACCUAAGAGCAGAAAAACUCUUAAAACAGUCUCAGCUAGACUUAAAGUAAAGUACACUUAAAAAAAUGAUAUAGUCUUUUUUUUGCUUUUUAUCUUGCAGAUCAUUAAGCCUGGCUGCAAUAAUCAAGUUUACCAGAUGUUAAUCAUUAAUAUCCUUAAAGAUAAUCAUUCCUUAUUUUAAGUCAAUUUAUUAUUAUUAUUAUUUUUAUAUAUACAUAUGUACAUUUGUUUCGACACGCUGUUGUUAUGUACAAAUUCCCAAGCUGUGCUCUUAAAUGAUGUGCCAUUAUUGUGCUAUGUUGAUAUUUUGUAUUUUGUAUUUUUUUAUGUUUUUCAGUUUUCACAGUUUUUACAGUUUUCAGUUAACACAGAUGCCAUAUCCAUUGUCCCAAAGCAGGAAAGAAAAGGACAGGACAGGACAGGACAGGACGUAGCCAUUAGCACGACUCAUAAUGCCAGACUCAUCACGUGUUCUACACAUCUCAUUAGGUUUGUGCAGGGUUACACACAGGAAGGCCUGGUUAUUGAGGAACUUCUAACCUGUGCCAAAACUUGACCAACUUGACCAAAUCCACAGGUUUUACAUAAGCAAUUCUAUGCAACCUAAACACAUCUGGUGUAUCUACUACUUAGUUGUCUGAUGAAGUAUUACGAAUGAGAGCUCUUUUUUACAUUUUUGUAUGCUUUUUCAUGUUUUUUUUUUUUUUGUUUGAUUGUUUGUUUAUUUUUUGGGUUAAUGCUUGAUCACAGACAAUUUUACUGCUAUUUCUGGGAUUCUCUUUAUGUUACGAUAUGCAACGUUACAAAUAUGAAGAUUACACAUCAAACCUUUACAUUCCAUCCAAGAGCUAGUUCGCCAGGCAGAUCUGAUAAUGUACAUAAAUUAACAUAAAUACUGACAUCCUUUUGUUGUGUGGUGCACAAUGUACAUUGUGUGUUUACAAAUUUUUAACCAACAGGGUCUCCAAGGUGUAAUAGUGAGCCCCUUUACUCAUCGAAUUCUAUCAAAUUCUCACAUCAAACACAAUCAGCUCUCUGACACUUUGUUUACACCCUAUAACAUGUAAGAACUUUUUUUAUGACUAUUAUUAUUUAUUUAACGAAAAUGUGAAAAGUCCCAAAAAAAAAAACAAGACGUUGCCAUGUUCCAACUGCUCCUUUGAACAAAAGUUCAUGCAUACAUUUCCCCAUACAAAUACUAAUAAUCAUAUUUAAUCACACUCCUCCUUUGACUAUUCAGUGCAUGAUGACACACAUUAUCCCCACCUCACCAGUUACAUAUGAAAAUAAGAGUAUUUCUUAUCUUGUAAAUAAAGCAAGCUUUCUUUUCUACAGAUAGGAUCUUCUAUUAAUUUUCCAGUUCAACACAGCGCAUGUGUAAGGGCACAGGGCAAGGGGGGACUGUGACUCUUUUGGUCCGUGUGUAUUCUGCUCAGCACAUGCACUACUGGAAGAAUAAUCGCCGUGCUUGCCUAAAACGACUAAACUGGACUCAACCUGCACAACAGACACAUGAUUUACCAGUGUAUAGAAAUGAGCUAAAGCUGACCCUGUCGACUCAAGUAGUAUCAGGAGACCUGUGAUGUAUUCACUUUGGAUGUUGCAUGUUUUGUUGGUGGUUUGUUCAUAAUAUUUUUGUGUCCAGAUUCUAUUCUACAAUAAGAAUGACAACAAGACUAUGGGGGAAAAAAAAUCGCAUUAUUAUCUAAUGAUGUAUGCCGACUGUACAAAGAUGCUUGUAUAAUCUGUCUGGUUUUCCACUCAGUGUAAACUGAAAAACAUUCAAAAAAAAAUUCUAACGUCAUGGUUUUUGUGGUUGUACACAAACGGUAUUGAUAAAUUAUGCAAAUUGUGCUGUAAAAAAGGCUGUUGCCCUAAGUCUAAAUAUUAAAUAAUAUAUGUACAAUUCUCACA